AAAAUACGAAGAUGUCAGCAGUAACAGAGAAGAAUAAAACAAUCAACGAGAGAACCAAACUAAGAGUAAACACAAGCACAGAUUCAAAAGUUCUAAUCUUAUCCAUGAGAGUAACCUCUUGGCCACAUGUUUCAGAAGAAAAUCCCCAACGUUAUACUGUGAAUAGUGAAUACAAUGGAGAGGAGUUACAGCAGAUAUCUAGGCAUCUACGGUUGAUAACCAUCUCCUUAUUUAUGAUAGUUUGCUGUGUCGUCAUUCUAAUUCCUCUACUGAUGUAUUAUACAGUAAAGCGUACCAGAAGAACGGAAUUUCCUAUCGGAUUAAAGCAGGUGUGCUCCAACAACAUGAAUACUCUUCAUUUCGCCGGAACAAUGGACCGAGGAUAUACUCCUCUGUCAAACAGGGAACGUCGGGUUAGGAGUGGACGAACGUCCGACUACAGUACACCACAAAGGAAUGGAAGACAAUCCGACUACAGUACGCCACAAAAUCUUGAUUUGGAACAAUUUGCAAACUCUCUCUAAUGUGAUGCAAUGGAUACCUGACAUGGAAAAACUAGCAUAUAUCAUUGGAAACAAUCUGACUUAAAAUACGUGGCUCAAAUAUUGUUCUCCUUGGUAUUGUCUGGAAGUCAUUCUCUCUGAACACUGCACCAUUUACAGCUAUUCUUAAUCUGAAAUCCUAUAAAAUAUAAUUCUCAUUAAUUUAUAUUUGCUGUCCUUCCCUUGAAAGCAUGA
Molecule: messenger RNA, 737 nt
Organism: Saccostrea cuccullata (small rock oyster)
Lineage: Eukaryota; Metazoa; Mollusca; Bivalvia; Ostreida; Ostreidae
Exons: 5
Coding region: 12-524 (170 amino acids)
Source: RefSeq, a predicted model, not a curated record